This is a messenger RNA of Aspergillus glaucus CBS 516.65, 663 nucleotides long. RefSeq names its product putative DSBA family oxidoreductase. The transcript is spliced from 3 exons. Gene Ontology annotation, biological process: glutathione metabolic process. Lineage: Eukaryota; Fungi; Ascomycota; Eurotiomycetes; Eurotiales; Aspergillaceae. Gene Ontology annotation, molecular function: glutathione peroxidase activity; glutathione transferase activity. The record is from RefSeq and is a predicted model, not a curated record. Bases 1 to 663 code for a protein of 220 amino acids. Gene Ontology annotation, cellular component: peroxisome; mitochondrion.
AUGGACAAGAAAAUUACGUGUUAUCUUGAUUGCGUUUCGCCUUAUAGCUACCAUGCAUUUAGCUACCUACAGAAGAACGCCGCUGCUUUAGCGGACCUGGGGGUGGAAAUUGAGUUUAUCCCCGUCUUCCUGGGAGGAAUCAAUGUUGGAAGUGGUAAUAAACCCCCGUGGACUCUCCCUGCCAAAUCCGAAUACGCCAAGUACGACGGAAAGCGAGCGCAGGAGUAUUUCGGGAACCAGUUCGAGGUUCCUCCGUGGUUUCCAAUCCUUUCUCUUCUGCCCCAACGAGCAUUGACCUACACCAAAAAAUCAACACCCAAAUCCGACUACGAAGCCGCCUACCUCGCCUGUCUUGAGACCAUGUGGAAGCGCCAACUCGACAUUUCCAAGCCUGAGCAUCUCACCACAGCCCUCCGUCGUGUCUUCCCCGAAGAAAAAGUCCAGGAGAUUCUCACCGGAGCCUCUAACCCCGAAAUUAAAGCAGAACUAACAGCCGUGACGGAGAAAGUGGUCAAAGAGCAAGGUGCUUUCGGGUGUCCGUGGUUCUGGGUGAAAAAUGCAGAGGGACAGGAGGAACCGUUCUUUGGGAGUGAUCGGUUCCAUUAUAUGUGGAGGUAUCUGGGGUUGCCCUUUGAAGACAUCAAAUUGAAGAGUCGGAUCUAA